Molecule: messenger RNA, 264 nt
Organism: Blastomyces dermatitidis ER-3
Lineage: Eukaryota; Fungi; Ascomycota; Eurotiomycetes; Onygenales; Ajellomycetaceae
Exons: 1
Coding region: 1-264 (87 amino acids)
Source: RefSeq, a predicted model, not a curated record
AUGUACCGCCCCAUGCUUCAGAAAUUCUUCGACACUUUCUUCAAGGGCGAUUUCCCCAAUAAGGGGAAACAGGUCUAUCUGAACCAUGUCGAGGAAGUGCGCAGUCUUGUCCCGAAGCAGCGAUUACUGGAGUACAAAAUCGGCGAAGGCUGGGUCCGCUAUGCGAGUUCCUGGGUGAAGAGAUUCCAGACGCUGUCUUCCCCAGAGGAAGCAUCACGCAGGGGUUUGUUGAGCGGUGCCGAACGUGGAAUCGCAGGCAGAUGA